CUUUCCAAUUGCGACCCUGCAGAAAUAUUUCGAGCAGUAGUCCAGCAGAGGUUUCCGGUUCAAUCAAUCUACCCUGCAAACAACCAUAACCAUGGUGACUAAAAGCAAGCUGAAGACAGCUUUGGCUGCAGAGAGGGGAGUCGACUUCCAUAAGCUCGCCCUGAAAAAGAAGGAGAAGGCAGCACGUAAAAAGAAGGAAACUGGCAAGGGCGGGGCAAAGCCGGUGAAGGAAGACGACGCUGAGGACGGCGAUUCCAAUCUCGAAGAAGACGAGUCAGACGACGAGGAUGCGAGCGACGAAGAGACAUUUGAUAUCGCACAAUUAGACGAGUCAGACAGCGACUCUGAGGUGGAAAUGGAGGAGAAGAUCCAACGGAAACCUAAGCCGACGCAAAAAGCUAUCAAAGCUGCCAAAGAUGCCAAAGCCGCCAAAUUAAUCGCAGAAGCAGAAGAUGACGACGAUGAGGAAGAGGAGGAGGACGAGGAAGACAUUCCCGUAAGCGACUUGGAGGAUCUGUCCCCCGAAGACAAGGAGGAUCUGAUCCCCUUCACUCGCCUCACAAUCAAUAACACAACCGCUCUGCUGGCCUCCCUGAAUCGCAUUCGUCUGCCGACCGAUAAAUCCGUUCCAUUCGCAACACAUCAAACCAUUGUGGGUGUAGAACCGACAGCGGACGCCAUUGAGGACGUUCAGGAUGACUUGAAGCGUGAACUCACCUUCUAUUCCCAGGCCUUAGAUGCAGCCAAGCGCGCGCGCAAACUCCUCAAGGCUGAGGGCGUACCCUUUGAACGGCCAAACGAUUACUUCGCGGAGAUGGUUAAGGAUGACGGGCAAAUGGAGAAGGUGAAAGCCAAGCUGAUCGAGACGGCAAGCGCCAAGAAGGCAUCGGCGGAGGCGCGCAAGCAAAGAGACUUGAAGAAGUUUGGCAAGCAGGUGCAAGUUGCCAAGUUGCAGGAGAGACACAAGGCCAAGCGGGAGACGCUGGACAAGAUAAACCUGCUGAAGAGAAAGCGCUCAGAAAACUCCGGUGACGUGGGAGCGACCGAGGCGGACAUCUUCGAUGUGGGUGUUGAACAGGAGAUCGGAAAGUACAGCGCCGGCAAGGGCCGUGCGCCAAAAAAAGAACGAGAAGUACGGCCACGGCGGCAAGAAGAAGUACGCCAAGUCUGGCGACGCCGCGAGCUCGGGAGACAUGAGCGGGUUCAGUGCCAAGCGGAUGAAGACAGGCACGAAAGGCAAGACUGUCAAGACGGCCAGGUUAGGGAAGAGCCGGCGGACUGCUGGGAAGCGGUGAUAGACUAAAGGCUGCGCAUGGAGUGAGUGCAGGGCGGUGCGUGGAGCUGCAACUGAUGCAGACGACGCCCUGUCGAGAACAAACUUGUAGAUACCACCAGAGUGUUCCGCAUAUUAGUCGGGGAACCAGCAGGCACUAUUGAGAAUUGCAACUUGACUUGGUUACUAUAUUAUGCGAU
Messenger RNA from Pseudomassariella vexata, 1473 nucleotides. RefSeq names its product eukaryotic rRNA processing protein EBP2-domain-containing protein. Lineage: Eukaryota; Fungi; Ascomycota; Sordariomycetes; Amphisphaeriales; Pseudomassariaceae. The transcript is spliced from 4 exons. The coding region runs from base 92 to 1303 and encodes 403 amino acids. The record is from RefSeq and is a predicted model, not a curated record. Gene Ontology annotation, biological process: rRNA processing; ribosomal large subunit biogenesis. Gene Ontology annotation, cellular component: nuclear periphery; preribosome, large subunit precursor; nucleolus.